CCCGGCUAUCAAUCAGGCUAGCCAGCCGGCUAGCUAAAUGGGUGGGUUAGGCUGAGGGAUUUGCUCUUCAGCCUCGCAGGAACGGCGGAAAGUGGGUUCUUUUUUUUUUUUUUUUGCAUGCGUGGGGGAAGUAAGCAAGCAGCUACUGGCCGUCGCGUCAAAAGAAAAGAGGAAGAGAUGCCCUCGGCGGGAGAGAAUUGCCACCCGUGCAGGAAGCUCAGAUCAAGAUCGCUCUUUCGUUUCCCUAAGCACUCCUCCCUGUAGUCUGCUUACCUCCCUCCGGAUCACAGGUGAAAAUGAACUUCAGCUUCCUCGGAUGAUUUGACUUGGUCCUUCGCUCCCCCACCUCACCCCCACCCACCCCGGUUUCCCUUCCCUCCUGUUUCCUUUCUGCAAUGCUUUGGAAAAGCAAGAACCAGAGGCUGACGUCUCACCCAGAAUGAAGAGGUGCAAGUCAGAUGAGCUGCAGCAGUUAGACGGAGACUCUGCUGGGACAGAAGAUGCUCUCCUCCUGCCAGCCAUGGAUGCCAAGCUUGGGGACUCAGCUGCUGCUCCGGUGGAUUUGUGUGUCUCCAAUCCAAACCCAGCUCCCCAUCCUGUUACCCGGAGCAAACCUCCUGAUUUAAAGAAGAUACAACAGCUGUCUGAAGGUUCUAUGUUUGGUCAUGGACUCAAACAUCUUUUCCAUAGUCGUAGGCGAUCCCGGGAACGGGAGCAUCAGAAUUCCCAGGAGUCAUCCCAGCAACACCAUGGCAUGUCUGAUCAUGACUCCCCUGAUGAAAAAGAACGUUCUCCUGAGAUGCAUCGUGUCUCUUAUGCUGUGUCUCUCCAUGAUCUCCCAGCUCGACCCACUGCCUUCAACAGGGUGUUACAGCAGAUUCGCUCCCGUCCUUCCAUCAAGAGAGGAACCAGUUUGCAUAGUGGCAGUCGCCGAGCCAAGAGUGGCUCCGUAGAACCACAAAAAAGCAGUCCACACCUUGUGCGCAGGGCCCCCCAGGAUAGCAGCCUGACAGCAAUCCUGCAUCAACAUCAAGGCCGGCCAAGAUCUUCAUCUACUACAGACACUACUAUCCUUAUGGCUGAAAGUGGGAACGUUUACCUUCUGACAGAAGAGUCUGAAUGCCUCACUGACAAGUUGGACAAGGGGGAUGUGAGCCAACUCAGCCUGCCUUCCAAUACAAGCCACAGUGAUGCUGAAAGCAACAUCUGUCUUGAUGUUCCAGAUGGCAACCCUGACCCGCAGAGGACGAAAGCUGCCAUUGACCAUCUGCACCAGAAGAUUCUUAAGAUCACGGAGCAAAUAAAAAUUGAGCAGGAGGCUCGAGAUGACAAUGUAGCUGAAUACCUGAAGCUUGCUAAUAAUGCUGAUAAGCAGCAAGCCUCUCGUAUCAAGCAGGUCUUUGAGAAGAAGAACCAGAAGUCAGCCCAGACCAUUGCCCAGCUGCAUAAGAAGCUUGAGCAUUACCACAAAAAACUAAAGGAGAUUGAACAAAAUGGGCCGACACGUCAGCCCAAAGAUGUCUUCCGGGACAUGCAUCAGGGACUCAAGGAUGUAGGAGCCAAUGUUCGCUCCAGUAUUAGUGGUUUUGGUGGUGGUGUGGUAGAGGGGGUCAAGGGUGGGUUGUCAGGCCUUACUCAAGCAACACACACAGCUGUCGUUUCCAAGCCCCGUGAGUUUGCAAGUUUAAUACGCAACAAAUUUGGCAGUGCAGACAACAUUGCCCACUUAAAGGAUACUCUGGAUGAUGGGCACCCAGAAGAGACCUCACGGACUCUGAGUGGCAGCGCUACCCUUGUGUCCAGUCCCAAAUAUGGAAGCGAUGAUGAGUGCUCCAGUGCCACUUCUGGCUCAGCAGCUGGUAGCAAUUCUGUGGCUGGUCCUGGGGGCUUGGGCAGUCCUAAGUCUAACACCUUGGAAAGUCAUCAUUAUAACUUCGACACCAUUGUAGAAGAACUGAGAGAUAUUAAGGACAUUCAAUCCCAUCUCGAGGACUCCAUGGAAGAACUCAAGGCUCAGCUCCAACGAGACUAUACAUACAUGACUCAAUGCUUGCAGGAGGAACGAUACAGAUAUGAACGCUUGGAAGAGCAGCUCAAUGACCUGACUGAGCUUCAUCAGAAUGAGAUGACCAAUUUGAAGCAGGAACUGGCCAGCAUGGAAGAGAAGGUGGCUUACCAGUCCUACGAAAGGGCCAGGGAUAUUCAGGAAGCUGUGGAGUCCUGCCUGACUCGGGUCACCAAGCUAGAACUGCAGCAGCAGCAACAGCAAGUGGUGCAACUAGAAGGAGUGGAAAACGCCAAUGCCCGUGCUCUAUUGGGAAAAUUCAUCAAUGUCAUCUUGGCCUUAAUGGCCGUGCUGCUGGUCUUUGUCUCCACCAUUGCUAGUUUCAUCACUCCAAUGGUGAAGACCCGCAUGCGUCUCCUGAGCACUACCUUACUACUGCUUUUUGUCUUCCUCCUCUGGAAGCACUGGGACUCCAUCACUUAUCUCCUGGAACAUGUGUUGCUGCCUAGCUGAUUUUCUUGGCAGCCAGUUGCUGCGGCUAGAGGGAGUUCAUUUCUUGUAGAAAGGAAGUAAAACUGAGGCAACUUCCAGUUGGUUUUAUGUCCAUUUGGAGUGUGCAAUUCUCACUUGCUUCCUCUUCAGAGCCUUUUGUUGUUGUGUCCAACAUUGUCUCAGCAGUAGGGAGAGUAAUUACAGUGGAGCUUAUGAAAGGCUUACUGUGUCACACCUCUCCUCUGGAAUGCUCUUGCAAGGCAGAAUGGGAAGACAAAUAACCCCCAUAAAGAGAUCAAUCUUUCCGGUUUUAUCCAUUCCUUAAAUAAGAUAAAGGGAUGAUGAUGAUGAGGGCAGUAAUUUAUGUACAAUCAAAAUGGUCUUCUCUAAAAAGCAGUUGUGUAGUUAUGGAUUUUCUUCUAUGUUGGAGAGAAGUGAUGGAACAUUUAUCAGUGUAGUAAUAUAUGAAGACAAAGACAAAGAUUCGACACUGAACUUUUUCUUUUUAUAACUCAUGAAGAUGAAAACAAUCCAAGAAUUAAAUUGUGCAUACAACAGAAGAUAAUUCAGGUGACAACAUGGAGCUUACUUUCCCUUCCCAUAGGACAACUGAAAUUUCCAGAUAUUUAGCUGGACUGCUUCAUGUCAUGGAUUUAUUGUCCUUGUGCGUUGGUUUAUGAACUAAUGACAACAGGAUCUGAGGAGAAAGCAUUGAGCCUUCUGAACCAACUGUUUUGGUUGGCUUUGUUUUCACUUGUUUUCCUUUUUGAUAUUUCCAUGGACUUUAGAAAUACUUAUAAUCUUUACAGUGUGUGUGCGCGUGUGUGUGUAAGUGUGCAUGUGUUAAUUUAUUGAUUUCAGAAUUUUUUUUUUAAAACCAAGCAUUAGUAAGCAGUCACCUGCCUUCACUUGAUGGAGGGCUUUAACGUGCUCUAAUAGCAAUAAACCCUCAGUCUGCACAAAAUGAAUGAGCCACCACUUGAAUUCGACAGUGUUCAUUAAUUAGGAGCAGUAGAUAAUUUGUCCAACUGUCACUGGAGACUUUGGAGAAAUCAUACCCUUUGAUAGACAUUUUCUCAUGAAAGGAUAAGCAUCUGAUAUGCAUCAUCUGGUCCUGGGAUAUUCCUCUGGUACUUAUUUGAAGAUAGCAAUUGUUGCAACUCAUUUGAUGCCAUUUUUUUUUCAGCUGAAACUAUCAGAUCAUGGCAUAUUGUAAGUUGAAAGCUUAAAUUGUAUUGAUUUGACUAGGGAGUUUAUGUCAGAUGAUAUUUUAGCAUCUGUUCAUAUUCUGCUGAGAUAUACUUGCUCUUCUGGGCAACAGAGAGACUUAAUUGCAUGUUAGGAUUAAAGGGCUGGAAUCUAAAUAUCUAACAGAAUGAAAUGGGAGAGUCCUGAGAUAGUGGAGAACGGACUCAUGGCAUGGCUAUCCUCAUUCUCUUUUACCACUUUAUUCUGUUGCAUGUGUAGAUAUUGUUUGAAAACUAUAGGUGUUUAUUUUGCACUUACAAGAACUUUGAACAGCCCUUGUUAUAGAUAGGAAAAGAAAAGAUAGUGCUGACAGCUAUGAGGAUCUGCUCAUCUACAAGUGAGCAAGGUAGAAGGAGUUAUUUUCUGUGUAACACAGGAAAUUAUGAACGUUUAAUUUUUGCAGUAGUUGCUUCCAUUCCCCAGCAUCAAGACAACCAAUAAGGAUGCAUCUGUUUGACUUCAUUCUCCUUAGGACUACGAAAGGCUGAAUAACUUCACCUUGUCAAAACAAUGAUUUUAUUCUCUCUUCACUGGUCUUCUCUCCUGUAACCAUACUGCACAUUUGCUCUUUAUUACACAAAACAUUCCUGGGUUCUUUUUGGUAAAAUAAUAUCUACAGGGAAUAAUUUUAGGCAAAAUAACAGUCAGCCUGGUUCAGCUCUGAGCACCUCUGUUUUACUCACUGCUAGCACUUAGAAAUGGGAAAAUGGUUCUAGUUAAAGCAGCUGAGACCAAAACAUGGGCCUACAUGUUUGAAUAGCGUCAUGGAAUUUUGGCCUGAGGCUGAUUUUUUUCCCUGUAGAGGCCUAACUCUUGAUUUUUCCUAAGUACUAUGUUUUUCUAAAGACAAAAUUCCCUCAAAUGUAAGCAUCGUUCUGCCCUUAAUAAGCCCUGGAAAUGUGAAGAACCCAACCUUCAUUUAGGCAUCUGCUUGAUUUGUAUAUUUUCUUGAAAAAGUCUGGAAACCAGUCUUUAUCAUCGGUUACAGAAAGAUCUGAUUUUAUAUUGUAAUUUGAAUGGGUAACAUAUUAAAUGAUGUUAAGAUGAAUGCUGAAUGAGGUAGAAAGGAGAUGUUGGUUGCAAGGAAAGUGCUGUCCUGGAAGAUAAAAUUAAAAAAAAUGUUGGCCACUAUCUGUGGUGAAAGCGUAAUUGUGCAGGAUUGGAUCUUUCAUCUAUUAUGGUUCUUAUUUUGCACUGUUCCUGACUUCUCCCUGUCAGUAAAUGACAGUAGGAAUCGGAAAGCAAAGUGGCUUUAUUAAAGAAAGUUUGUGGUGCUGUUCCUAGGUGCUGUUCCUUGCUUUCAACAGCAAUAGGAGAGUAUAAUUAUUUGGAAUGUUUGUCUCUUACUUAUUCCCCAUUCCAUUCUUUUCCCCCCUCCUCUAGUGAGCUAUUGCAGGGGUCUCCAACCUUGUGGAUUUCAACUCAAAGAAUUUCUGUGAGAAAGUCUGUGAGUUGAAGUCCGUAAGUCUUAAAGUUGCCAAGGUUGAAGACCCCUUCAACCUGAUCUAUUGGCCUGUAAAUGCCAUUGUACACGUUAGAAGGUAUAUAUUUUGAUUGGAAUGUUUGAAAUGAUAAGUUUAAGUAUAAAUUGAUGGGAGAAAAGCUGGUGAUUGGGAGGGGAGGGAAGCAAACAGUCGAUUGCCAUAAUUCUUUGUGGCCUUAGAUUGCAUUUAGCAUCCCAAAUUCAGCUGAUUCAGAGUACUGUUCCCCCCGCCCUUCGCUCCCUAGGUGUGGCAUUGGCCACAUACUGAGUUUCCUGAAAGCAUAAAUUUCUGCCUCUUUAGGAUAAAUCUGUGCAUGCUAUGAAAAUGAUUCAGAAGGACUGCUUUGGGCCUCAGGCAAGCACAACACUUCUUCUCUGUUCAUUAAAAUAGCCCCCCUUUGCAGGCUUCCGCACAAACCUGAAGAAAAGAGGCAGCUCCUUCAGUCACCCCAUAAAUGGGAUGAAUUCACUCCUUGAAGCUGCUUUUAGGCAUAGGAGAAACUGCUGUGUUCCCAGGAGAUCUGCUCUCCCUCUGAAUAUUUUUGAAUCAUACUAUACCUUAGUUUAGGAUUCCUAUCACGCCAUCAGUUAUACCAUUAUAUAUUUAAAUAUAUGUAUGGAGGAUUCUCAUGAUACUCUAUGUUAAAGUCUAAACCUCACCCUCAGGCAUAGUCCUUUUCUGAAAAGAACUAUGAAUGUUUGACUGUAUUUAUUAUGUAUGCUUGAAUCUUUCCCACCCACUCCCCUAGCCCUAUACUAUAAUAUUAUAUUUCUUUUUCACUAGGAGCCCUAGGCAAGCCCUGCAGGUUUGAAUUGAUUUACUGUGCUUUUUCAUUUACUUUUUUUUUUUCCAAAUAAAAUGAGAUUCAAAACUUUGGCAUAAGAAAAGUGCUUCAUUAAGCCUGUUAGUACCAUUAUUCACAAGGAAAGAAAUACACAGCAAUUUACUGAAUGGGGAAAAAUGUUAGCCACAAACUUUUAGAACAGAGGUAUCCAAACUUGGCAGCUUUAAGACUUGUGGCUGAGGAAUUCUGGGAGUUGAAGUCCACAAAUCUUAAAGUUUGGAGACCUCUGUUUUAGAACAGAGUUUCUUAAACCUGGAGAUGUGUGGAUUUCACCUCCUGAAAUUUUCCAGCCGGUAUGUUAUGACCAGUUAUCCUUAACUUGGGGAAAGAUUUAACUUUCCCCAGGCUGAGGAUAGCUGAGCUUUAACAUACCGGCUAUUAGAUAUUUUGCUGGUUCCCAAGUGCCCUUAUUUAUCCAGAUUUUGCCAUGUUGGGCAACCUAUUAGCUUCAGCCUGAAACUCCAUAUCCCUUAUUUUUUUGAAUGAGCAGUUGUUUGGGAUUCUGGAAGAUAUGAUUCUUGUCUGGCAGACAAUCUGUUUUCUGCAGAAAAACCAUGUUUGCUGAAAAAUAUUCAGAAGGCCCAGAAUGGCCAAACCAAAUUUCUAGUGAAUCCCAGAAGACCAGACUCUCAGUCUUUGCACAAGACUUCAUCCUUCUGCAGAAUUAGCUAAACCAGGAGUUGGUAUUUACAAUGGAUUAAUUUGCUUAAAGAAAGUUUUCCCUUACAGAGAAAAGAUGGAACUGUUGUGGUAAAAUUUGGCUCAGACCUGCUUGCUGAGAAGUGAAUGUGGAAUAACAAAUCUGUGGAAGGAAUGCACAGAAGAUGACGGACUGCAAUUAUCAGAACAAGAACUGAUAGAUAGAAUUUGUAACGAAGCAGAUUUUGGAUAAACAUCAGGAAAGAAUGCCUUGUAGUGAGAGCUAUUCAGUCGUAGAAUGGCUGCCAUAGAAGUGGCAGCUGCUUCUUUGCCGCUGGUCUUUCAGCAAUGGUUGAACAGCAAUGGGUCAGGGGCACUAUAGCUGUAUUGCAGAUCCUCUAUUAGGCAGGCAAUUAAAUUAUCUCCAGUGCCACUUCCAACUCAAUAAUUCUAUUAUUUAAGAAGAGCUACUGCUGAAGGUUCCAUGAAGGGUUAUAUUUUUAAAAAGUGGGACAACCCAGUUUAAGAGAGGCUCAUUUCUACUCAGUCCGUUUCUGAGUAUAAAUCUGCACUCAUCCACCUUUUGUGUUCACCUGCCUAUGAUUUGACUCUGAAUAUUUAUUCAAAUCUCACCAGGCUCAAGGUUGACUCAGCCUUCCAUCCUUUCUAAAAUAGGUAAAAUGAGGACCCAGAUUAUGGGGGCAAUAAGCUGACUUUGUAUAAAUAUACAAAAGUAUGAAGGCUAUUGCUUAAUGCAUUGUAAGCCACCCUGAGACUCCGGAGAAGGGCGGCAUAUAAAUCAAAUAAAAAAAAAAAGAGAGAGAGAGAGACUCUCUUUGCAUCUUCCACCAAAUAAUAUUGACUAUUAAUUCUCUUCCUGCUCCAUGUAUACUUUCAAUUCUUUAUUUAAGAUUUUUAUAUAUAGAAUUCUGGUAUGUAGGCAGUGAAUCCCUUUCAUCAUUCCUACCUACAAAUGAUCCUUUACUCAAUAUUAGGUUAAAUAUGAUGGCAUAGGUGAAUGGAAGAAGGUCAGACUCCUGCAAGAAGUCUCAAAUGCUGGAUUUAGUACGAGCAAUCUGCUACCAGAAGCAUUUUGUCUAUUUAUAAAGCCCCAGAAAAUGAUAGGCCCUGCUAAUCUAAGGCUGGAGUUCACUCACUGCAUUUGAAACUAGCUGAGACACUAUAUCAGAGUGAAAUUCAAACCCAAAGAGCAAAACAAUUUGCACAUUAAUGAUUCAAAGAGAAUUAGAGCUUUGCUGUUGAAAGUACUUAAUACCACUAUCUUUGUAGGAGACUUCAGAAUGGACAAUAAACAUUCCCUUUGUUUCCCAAGGAUCAAUCCAACAUUUUCAGUCAAUGUACAGAGACAGAAGGCUCAAAGGCAACUUGAAGCAUAAAGUGUAGGAAUUGCAUCUUACAAUCAAUGAGAGAUAAUGUCUUCAGUAUAGUGGACCAUUAUAGAAGAAACUAAAAUUUGGGCCCAUAUAUUUUCCAGAUCCUUGGUUCCAGCUUAAAAGGAAGGCAGACACACAGGAGCAGUGCCAACCUCCCACCUAGAAUUAAAAGAACAAUAGAGUUUGAGUUACAGUAAUUGUUACCACACAUCAGUCUUCAUUAAAGAGGUUCUCAGCAGUUCUAUUCCUUGGGGAGAAAACCUCUUUCCUCACAUGGGUAUUGACUGGAAUUGCAUGAAGGUAUUUGGAUUUGUAGCCCAUGUUGUCUUUGGGAUGGCAAUAUAUAUUAGAGCGAAGGAUACGGAUCAGUAAAAUAUGAAAGGUGACUGCACAGACUAAAAAUAUCUCAAUUGCCAUCAAUACUACCUUUAGUUCCUAUCACUGAUAGCUAGAUUUAUCAAGGUUUAAUUUAUUAAGGCAAUGGCAAACAACUAAAAACAUUGAGUCAGGUAGAGGCCUUGUAUUGUUUUUGGGAUUCUCCGUGUGAAUUAGCUGCAAAAGGAUUCGUUUAUACAUCAAAAUAAAUACUUGAAGUUUUGUCCUGGCUUUAAAUGGGAGAAAGUCAGAUUAAGCCAAGAUUAUCUGGAUUAUGAUUCACCUUGUCAUCAGUCAGAAGGAUUUACUGUUCUGCUUAAGCUUUCACAUCUAAUCCACUUUCAAGGACAACUUUGGUGUACACAUAUCGCGAGUACAAUCACAAACCUGAAUAAUAAAGACAAAUGUGCUAUCUUCAAA
This is a messenger RNA of Pantherophis guttatus, 8901 nucleotides long. It is a transcript of the gene TMCC2, whose product is annotated as transmembrane and coiled-coil domain family 2. Gene Ontology annotation, biological process: amyloid precursor protein metabolic process. Gene Ontology annotation, cellular component: endomembrane system. The record is from RefSeq and is a predicted model, not a curated record. Lineage: Eukaryota; Metazoa; Chordata; Lepidosauria; Squamata; Colubridae.